AGAGCGGCGAGUGAUGCAUAAUUGUUGCCUAAACACGAAUGUUGACAGCAAAAAAAGUUUUUUUCGAAGAUUUCUUUUUUUAUAUUUUUCUGUGAUUAACGUAUCUGUAUUGAUUAAAUCAAUGACAACUAUCAGUAAAUUUUUAAAAAUACAAAUAUUUCGGACUUCAAAGUAAAUUAAUUUUGGGUCACCUAGUGAUUGUGCACUAAAAAUUUAAUAUGUCUGAUGCAUUUGAGGAGAUACAAGCGAUUAAAAUAAAAAGGAAUUGCUUAAGGGAAAAGUUACAAAAGAGAAAGCGAGAGAGAAAUGAAUUGUUUACAUUAACUGCAGGAGCUUCAUUAACAUUGUCACCAAGCAAUGAACCUUUAAAAUCUCCAGGUACAACUACAUUAACAACAACUAAUCCUGCCGAGUAUGAAAGAGAUAUACUUUCUAUACUCCACGAAACUCACUCUAACUUUCCUAUCACAUCUGCAGAACUUUUGGAUCAAUUGAGAAAAAAUUUGAAUGCUGAUGUUUCUCAUUCUGAUAUUAAUAAAAUAUUGGAAAAGCUUUCUUCUCAAGAAGUGGUCAAAAUUAAAGAAGUAACUGAAGAUGGAGUAUUCGGAUAUACAGUUCUUUCUUUUGCUGAAGCACAGUCACUGCACGCAGCAACUCUCCCUGAAAUCAUUGAAAAUGCUGAAAGUACAGAAUCAACAAUAUCUGAAACAAGUGAUCAUGUGCUUCUAGAAAAGCAAAUUAAAAUUGAUACAAAAAGUCCAGAAGAUAUUAUGUCUCUUAUAUCAAUGCCAACUAUCAGAGAAAAAGAAAGUAAAAAAGUUGGUGAACAGAUCUUGGAUUUAUUAUCCAAACAAACCUCUAAAGAAAAAUCUUUAGCUGAAAGAUUUCGCUCACAAGGAGGUGCCCAAGUGAUGGAGUUCUGUCCUCAUGGAACUAGAAUAGAUUGUGCAAAGUUUAAUCAAGGAUUCGCAAAUAAAUGUAAAAAGUUACAUUUUAAAAAAAUAAUCCAAGCUCACACGGAUGAAUCACUAGGUGAUUGUAGUUUCUUAAAUACAUGUUUUCACAUGGAUACUUGUAAAUAUGUACAUUAUGAAGUUGAUGUAUCCUCAAGUCAACAGCAGAAUAAUAUAUCUGUUGAUGAUACAGCUACAAAUAAUGGUACUACAGAUAAACAUAAUAUCAAUGACAAUUCAGGAUUAACAAAAAAUAGUAUAGAAUUGACUUUGUAUCCCCCUCAAUGGAUUCAAUGUGACCUUCGUUACCUUGACAUGACUGUAUUAGGCAAAUUUGCAGUAAUAAUGGCAGAUCCACCAUGGGACAUUCACAUGGAGCUUCCUUAUGGUACAAUGUCAGAUGAUGAAAUGCGUCAAUUAGGUAUUCCAGCUCUUCAAGAUGAAGGUUUGUUGUUUUUGUGGGUGACAGGAAGAGCCAUGGAAUUAGGAAGGGAGUGCCUUCAGUUAUGGGGCUAUGAGAGAGUAGAUGAGAUUAUUUGGGUAAAAACUAACCAGCUACAGAGGAUAAUUCGAACUGGACGUACUGGUCACUGGUUAAACCAUGGCAAGGAACAUUGUCUUGUAGGUAUGAAGGGUAAUCCGCGGAUUAAUCGUGGACUCGAUAGUGACGUAAUUGUUGCUGAAGUUCGAGCCACAAGUCACAAACCUGAUGAGAUUUAUGGAAUAAUUGAGAGAAUGAGUCCUGGAACUCGAAAAAUCGAACUCUUUGGUAGGCCUCACAAUGUGCAACCAAACUGGAUUACUCUAGGUAAUCAAGUGGAUGGUGUUCAUUUAGUUGAUCCUCUAUUAAUCAAAGCUUUUAAAAAGCGAUAUCCCGAUGGAAAUUCUAUGAAACCAACGAAAGUGUAG
Messenger RNA from Phymastichus coffea, 1862 nucleotides. RefSeq names its product N6-adenosine-methyltransferase subunit METTL3 (gene Mettl3). The record is from RefSeq and is a predicted model, not a curated record. The transcript has 3 exons. Gene Ontology annotation, molecular function: mRNA m(6)A methyltransferase activity; mRNA (2'-O-methyladenosine-N6-)-methyltransferase activity. Gene Ontology annotation, cellular component: RNA N6-methyladenosine methyltransferase complex; nucleus. Bases 219 to 1862 code for a protein of 547 amino acids. Lineage: Eukaryota; Metazoa; Arthropoda; Insecta; Hymenoptera; Eulophidae.